Molecule: messenger RNA, 939 nt
Organism: Penicillium antarcticum
Lineage: Eukaryota; Fungi; Ascomycota; Eurotiomycetes; Eurotiales; Aspergillaceae
Product: cut8/STS1 family protein
Exons: 2
Coding region: 1-939 (312 amino acids)
Biological process (GO): nuclear protein quality control by the ubiquitin-proteasome system; proteasome localization
Cellular component (GO): nucleus
Source: RefSeq, a predicted model, not a curated record
AUGAACAGUCUGGUGGCCACACCUCCUGUCCCUCCUCACUUCUACGAGAACCCCCGAUUCUCUCCCUCCCGUAUGAUGUCUACACCGUCGUCGUCGUAUUCGAACCGUAAACGGAAAGCCGAUGACGAUGGCAACGAUCAUGAUGGACGCAUGUCUGCCUCGCCUACCAACUCUCCCGCCUUCACACCUCGUCAACUCCCUCACAACUACCGUAACGUCAAACGUUCCCGACCGAAUGUUUCAGGUCGACCUCUGUCUCUCCCUCGUUUGCUAGAAACCCUCGACACAGAUGCGUUGAGAACAGUGGUACGAACCAUGUGCGAGCGUCACCCUCAGCUCGCCGACGAGGUUGUGCACACCUCUCCCCGUCCGAAUGUUUCUUCAACCCUCCAAGUGCUUCGAAACUACCAGGCCGCUCUCCAGUCAUCCUUCCCGCUGGGGGGUAACACUGAGUCGGACUAUGCCUACAACCGAGUCCGACAGCCACUCACAAACCUUCUUGACGCCCUGAGUGAUUUCACUCCCAACUUCCUCCCGCCGAACGAAUCCCAAGCAUCCACCUCUCUAAGCUACCUAGACGGAGCAACCGAUAUCAUCCACGCUCUGCCUCGCUGGAGCUCGCCACAGAACAACAUCGAACGAUACUCCGCCUAUGACGAAAUCUGCAAGGCAUGGAUUCUGGUGAUUCGGGAAGCCGCCAAACGAGGUGGCGGUAUCCAGCUGCAGUAUGGUGGCUGGGACCAGAAGCUGGCCAAGCACAACCAGACUUCUGGAGGAAAGCUACAGGGAGCAGUCAACGAACUGGGUUAUAGCCUGGGAUGGAUGAACGGACCAGAAACACCAACCCACGGAUCUAGUGGCGAGAUGGGCUCCAUACGGGACCAACUUCUCUCGGGCACAUAUGGUCUGGGAACCCCAGUUAGGGUUGGACCGUGGUGA